AAAACGGGCUCAGUUCGUAAAGGAGCCAGGCGACUUCAGAGGCGCCGGCCCGUCCGCCUGCCGCACCUGAGCGCGGCCCCAGCCCGAGCCCAGCCGGCCGCGAUGCUCUAGGGACCGACCGCGUCCUCCCGCCGGACCGUUAUCCGCGCCGGGCGCCCGCCGGACCCGCCGGCAAGAUGCCGCGCUCUUUCCUGGUCAAGAAGCAUUUCAACGCCUCCAAAAAGCCCAACUACAGCGAACUGGACACACACACAGUGAUUAUUUCCCCAUAUCUCUAUGAGAGCUACCCUAUGCCUGUCAUACCACAACCAGAGAUCCUCAGCUCGGGAGCAUACAGCCCCAUUACCGUGUGGACUACGGCAGCUCCAUUCCACUCCCCACUAUCCAAUGGCCUCUCUCCUCUUUCUGGAUACCCCUCAUCCUUGGGGCGAGUGAGCCCCCCUCCUCCAUCUGACACCUCAUCCAAGGACCACAGUGGCUCAGAAAGCCCCAUUAGUGAUGAAGAGGAAAGACUACAAUCCAAGCUUUCAGACCCCCAUGCCAUUGAAGCUGAAAAGUUUCAGUGCAAUUUAUGCAAUAAAACCUAUUCAACUUUUUCUGGGCUGGCCAAACAUAAGCAGUUGCACUGUGAUGCCCAGUCUAGGAAAUCUUUCAGCUGUAAAUACUGUGACAAGGAAUAUGUGAGCCUGGGCGCCCUUAAGAUGCACAUUCGGACCCACACUUUACCUUGUGUCUGCAAGAUCUGUGGCAAGGCGUUUUCCAGACCCUGGUUACUUCAAGGACACAUUAGAACUCACACUGGGGAGAAGCCUUUUUCUUGCCCUCACUGCAACAGAGCAUUUGCAGACAGGUCAAAUCUGAGGGCUCAUCUGCAGACCCACUCGGAUGUAAAGAAAUACCAGUGCAAAAACUGCUCCAAAACCUUCUCCAGAAUGUCUCUUCUGCACAAACAUGAGGAAUCUGGCUGCUGUGUAGCACACUGAGUUACGCAAUCAAUGUUUACUCGAACAGAAUGCAUUUCUUCACUCCGGCUCCAAAUGACAAAUAAAAGUCCAAAGGCAUUUUCUCUUGUGCUUACCGACCAAAUAAUGUGUAUAGACACACAGACACAUGGACACACAGACACACAAACACACACACACACACAGGCACACACAGGCACACACACUAAAAGCUGCAAGAGCACAAAAUCCAUGUGUUCAUAUUUAAUCCUUUCCAUGUGAAGUUUAAAAUUACUAUAUAUUUACUGACAGCUAGAUUGAGAGGAUAAAAGACAAGAAUCUUUCUCUUCAAAAGAUGAAGCAAAAAGCACAUUGCAUCUUUUCUCACUAAGAAAGAAUGCAAAGAUUUACAUUGCUGCCAAAUCAUUUCAACUGAAAAGAACAGUAUUGUUUUGUAAUAGAGUUUGUAAUAGAAUUUCCUAUAGGAAGAGAAUUUGCCAGACACUAUCUCAGGUGCCUUAUAAAGUAUUCCAAGUUUACUUCAUUACAUGUCUGAUGUCUGGUUAUCAUUGUUGAACUAAAGCCUUUUUUGAUUACCUGUAAUGCUUUAAACUGUAUUUUUAAGACAGAGACCAAGAAAGAGAAAAAAAAAAAAAAGAACAAGAACAAAACACAGGAGAAUGUAUUGAGUGUUUUGUUUUUGUUUUUGUUGUCGCCAAUAAAGAGUAUGCUCCUUGGGGGAGGAGGUAAAGAAUAGCUUUGAACAUUCCUGGUGCAUGCUCCAUGUCUUACCUUUUAAAAGAAUUUUUAAUGAUUUUCUAAAAUUAAUUAAAGAUGGGAAUAAGUGCAAGAAAGGAUUCUUAGAAACUCAGUAAUGUACUUAAACUAUUUUAAAUGCAUACAACAAAUGCAAUCCAUACAGCACCCUUCCAAGUGCCUUUUUAAAGUAAUUGUAUAGAUGAUGAGUCAAUGUAAAUUUGUGUUUAUUUUUAUAUGAUUGAAUGAGUUUUGUAUGAAAGUGAGAUGUUGUCUAUAGCUGAUGUCUAUAAACAACCUGAAGACUUGUGAAAUCAAUGUUUCUUUUUUAAAAAACAAUUUUUAAAGGUCCUUUUUUACAAUAAACAUUUUUGAUUUAAAAUCCAUUGUUUGUAUACUAUUUUCAGAGACCUUACUUACUUCAUGAUUUGUAUCAAACUUCUAUACAAAGAAUUGUUUUUUCUUAAUAAGA
Messenger RNA from Odobenus rosmarus divergens (Pacific walrus), 2169 nucleotides. RefSeq names its product snail homolog 2 (Drosophila) (gene SNAI2). The record is from RefSeq and is a predicted model, not a curated record. NCBI's taxonomy places the organism in Eukaryota, Metazoa, Chordata, Mammalia, Carnivora, Odobenidae. Gene Ontology annotation, molecular function: DNA-binding transcription factor activity, RNA polymerase II-specific; RNA polymerase II cis-regulatory region sequence-specific DNA binding. The coding region runs from base 177 to 983 and encodes 268 amino acids. The transcript has 3 exons. Gene Ontology annotation, biological process: regulation of DNA-templated transcription.